Messenger RNA from Phasianus colchicus (ring-necked pheasant), 588 nucleotides. The record is from RefSeq and is a predicted model, not a curated record. NCBI's taxonomy places the organism in Eukaryota, Metazoa, Chordata, Aves, Galliformes, Phasianidae.
CAUCCCCCCCCCCCACAGCUGCAGUUCCCUCUGCCCGAGUUCCUCCUGGCUCUGGGUUUCCUGCUGGUGUUGGUGCUGGAACACGCGGCGCUGGCGCUGCACGAGCGGCCGGCCGGGGCGCAGGGAGGAGGAGCAGAAGAAGAAGAUGAGGAAGACGAGGAUGCGAGCAGAGCCCUGCUGACGAGCGGAGCCCCCCCGACCCCCCCCGGCCGCCCGUCCCCUCUGCGGGCCGGGCUGUUGGUGCUGGCGCUGGUGCUGCACGGAGCUUUGGAAGGCUUGGCGCUGGGGCUGCAGGAGGGCGGGGGGGCCGCGCUGCGCCUCUGCUUGGCUCUGCUGCUGCACAAAGGCUUGGUGGCUUUCGGGCUCUCCACGCAGCUCCUGCGGGGCCGCCUGCGGCGCGGCGCCGUCGUGGCUUCGCUGCUGCUUUUCUCCGCCGCGUCGCCCCUCGGGGCGGCGGUGGGGGCGGCGGUGGAGGCGGCGGCGGGGGGGGGAGCGAGGCAGAGGUUGGGGCGCAGCGUGGCGGAAGGGCUGGCGGCCGGGGCGUUCCUUUAUGUCACCCUGCUGGAGGUGCUGCCCAGGGAGCUGGGG